AUGGCAGUCCGUGCACAAUUUGAAAACAGCAACGAGAUCGGUGUCUUCUCUCGUCUCACCAACAGUUACUGCAUCACUGCCCUCGGUGGAUCCGAGAACUUUUACAGUGUUUUUGAGGGUGAAUUAGGUGAUGUAAUUCCCAUUGUCCACACCUCAAUUGCCGGUACACGUAUCGUCGGUCGCUUGACUGUCGGUAACAAGAACGGUCUCUUAGUUCCCAACACAACUACCGAUCAGGAGCUCCAGCAUCUUCGCAACUCUUUACCCGACAGUGUUCAUGUUCAGCGUGUUGAAGAGCGUUUGUCCGCCCUCGGCAAUGUUAUCGCUUGUAAUGACUAUGUUGCCCUUGUUCAUCCCGAUCUUGACAGAGAGACCGAGGAAAUCAUUGCCGAUAUUCUCCAGGUAGAAGUCUUUAGACAGACAGUUGCUGACAAUGUAUUGGUUGGAUCCUACUGUGCUCUGAGCAACCAGGGUGGUCUCGUACACCCUCGCACCUCUAUCCAGGACCAGGAUGAAUUGUCAUCCUUGUUGCAAAUUCCUCUUGUUGCUGGUACUGUCAACCGUGGUUCAGACGUUAUUGGUGCUGGCUGUGUUGUAAACGAUUGGUGUGCCUUUGCUGGAAUGGAUACCACAUCUACCGAAUUAAGUGUAAUGGAGAGCAUAUUCAAGCUCCAGGACGCACAACCUAGCGCAAUUGUCAACGAGCUCAGAGAUACUUUGGUUGAUACUUACUCAUAA
Molecule: messenger RNA, 738 nt
Organism: Phycomyces blakesleeanus NRRL 1555(-)
Lineage: Eukaryota; Fungi; Mucoromycota; Mucoromycetes; Mucorales; Phycomycetaceae
Exons: 4
Coding region: 1-738 (245 amino acids)
Biological process (GO): maturation of LSU-rRNA; cytosolic ribosome assembly; maturation of 5.8S rRNA
Cellular component (GO): nucleolus; preribosome, large subunit precursor; cytosol
Molecular function (GO): ribosomal large subunit binding
Source: RefSeq, a predicted model, not a curated record